GGGGCGCCAGUGAAGAGAUGGUGUGCGUCUCCAUUUCUUCUACUGUAAGCACCAUUUGGACACUGUUUUCAAUGAUAGCUGUACAUUUACUAUAAAAAUGUCAGCGCUGUCGGAAAAAGAGCUGAAUGGCUGCAGAACACUGUUGGCACUGCUGUCAGCGGAAGACUUGUUAGCGCUGAGUGACACCGUAACUAACCGACUGAUCUGUGUAGAGAGCCCGAGAGAGGCUGUAGAAGCUAUCAUAGCGUACUCUCAGAGCGCGGAGGAGCUGCUGAAGAGAAGAAGAGUCCACCGUGAGGUCAUUUUUAAGUACCUCGCCAAAGAAGGUGUUGUGGUUCCUCCAAACAGCGAGAAGCAUCAGCUGGUUAAAAGGACUCUUGAAUUAUGGUCGUCUGGCAAUGUCGUCCCCUUACAGAACGCACUGAGUGACACCAGUGCAAGUCGACCAGAGGGACCAGAUGGUUUGGCAGACCUAACAGCUUUGGGUAGGGAGUUUUGCCAGUGGUUUUUCCACCUUUUGAACUCUCUGAAUCCUGCGACAGGUAAGCCAGUUCAGGAAUGGGGACCUCAGCACUUCUGGGGGGACGUGAGACUACUCCUUGUUUCCCACACUGGAGAACAACAGCGAGACGAGUACAACGGAGCAGAACUGGUCAGCCGGCGCCUUUCUGCUUUAGUGUGGGAAGAAAAGUUAAUUUUCUUCCCUAACCUAGAGCACUCAGGGUUGAAGUGCCUUUCUACACCUCAUGGAUUGGUGUUGGUAGCAGUUGCUGGAACCAUUCAUCGGGAAAAUGUAUGCCUUGGAAUUUUCGAGAAAGUGUUUGGUUUGAUUCGCGAUCCGCUAGAUGGAAACCGCUGGAAGAUAAAGUUUGUGCAUCUGAAAAUAAAGGGACAGAUUGGUAGGGAACAGCUGCCAGUGGUGACUUAUGAUUCAAAUGAUCUUCUUCAACUUUUCACCAAAUAGUUCUGUGACAACAGAUAUUUUACUGGAACAGUUAACGUGCACUUUAAGUAAUGCAUGAUAUAUGCAUAUUAUUUUAAGAUGGAGAAUGGAGGAUCUUUUUUUUUUAAUUUUUUCCUUCACUGUUAUAUACAGUGUUACCUGUGUUUAUGAGACAUUUUGACAGGCUUAUCUUGUUAAACCAGAUGUCAUUAAGAUGUCAGUGUUCCAGUCACUGGAAUAUGUGCUCAUUCUCAGGAGUGGCGCUGAUUCUACCAGACAAUGAUCAUGUUUGCGCUGUGAUCCAUUUGGAAAACUGGCCCAGCAUUGGCAGUUAAAGAGUUCUGUAUGAACUGAGUUUACAGCUUUGUGUGCUUUUUUUUUAAUUCAUUUCUAUGAAAACUAAGAUUUGCUUUAAAUUACACUUGUCAGUUGCUUUUGGCAUUUACAGUAUAUGCAAUCUCGUGCAUUAAUUGUUUUGGCUUCUGUUUAUUUGAAGACAUAUUAAAUCAAUCUGU
Colossoma macropomum (tambaqui) is the source of this 1458-nucleotide messenger RNA. RefSeq names its product chromosome unknown C3orf38 homolog (gene cunh3orf38). The coding region runs from base 98 to 964 and encodes 288 amino acids. The transcript has 3 exons. The record is from RefSeq and is a predicted model, not a curated record. Lineage: Eukaryota; Metazoa; Chordata; Actinopteri; Characiformes; Serrasalmidae.